AUGUGGUUCAAUCUGGUUUUUCUCACUGUGUUUUUUUGGAUUUCUGGACUCACGACUGCUCAAUCGUUCCCGGUAGCUACCACUAAAAUUUUCAACUUUGCGAAUUCCGAUGACUCUGAACGACUUUUCUACACACACCUCUCGGAAAUCUCUGUUUUCGAAACCUACGACCCCGCUGACUAUCCCGUUUCAAAAGACUUAGGAAUCGCCAUGUUGGCAGAACUUCCCAAAAACUGUAGCUGCCCCGAUCUCCGCAAAAUCCUUUCUGUGACUACUCCGUAUCAACAACUGAGAUUCGAGAGAUCUGAUAAGUGGACUGCUGAUCUAGAAGUUCACGGAUUAGCAGGUUACUUGGCACCGUUCCCGGGAUACUGUGGAAGUGAUCAAAUUGAACUCAUCGAGUUUUAUUCGCCUGUUUUGGAAGUGUUCCGCUACGAUACCUCCAACAACAUCUACAAUUAUUUGUCGGACUACAAGAAUCAAUUCCGUCCGGUCAGAGUGCUGGGAUACGCUUACUAUUCAACACCCAGUGUUUGGUUAAGCGGAAACGCCCCAUUCAUAAAGCAAGGAUUGCAGAGUCCAUUCUAUAAGGCCAUAUCUGUUCGUUUUGAAAUAGUUCGCGUACUCACCAAAAAUGAGAAGACUGCCUUUGCAGUAUCCCGAGAACUUGUCGAUACGAUGGUCUCUGAAGGUUGGACACUGACUGAUGAAGUUCGACCAGGUCCACUGAGCUCUCAAAAUGAGGUGGAGAAAAUUCGAGAACUUUGUGGAGAGAUGGAGAGAUGCCAAGAAACUUUCGACAAUACUACAGGAUUGUAUAGGCCAAUCAACCCGGAUAAACAAUACCUUGGAGGGAAAACGAUAGUUGGAGAUUGUGGAUACUUUUUGUCAAAUUCAGUUGCUUGUUUCCAACAAGCGACUGAAAUGUAUUCGUUCAUUCCAUCGUACGAUGGAAAUCAAGUCAUCUACGGUAACUACAAUGAAGGCACUGGCAAUAAUUCAGUUGGAUAUGCCAGCCCUCACAUUUUUGCAUUGCUGAAGUUGUGA
Messenger RNA from Caenorhabditis remanei, 1047 nucleotides. RefSeq lists its product as uncharacterized. The coding region runs from base 1 to 1047 and encodes 348 amino acids. Lineage: Eukaryota; Metazoa; Nematoda; Chromadorea; Rhabditida; Rhabditidae. The transcript is spliced from 6 exons. The record is from RefSeq and is a predicted model, not a curated record.